CCUCCGCAGGGCUCUGCCUCGCUCGUCCGUCCUCUCCGCCUGCCCGGUUCGCUUGCUCGCUUCUCCGGACGCCGCCGCCGCCGCUGCGCUUCGCUACGCUCGGUGCUUCGCUUUCCCCCGAUCGCAGGAUAAAUAUUAUGAUUAUUCGGGGUCGUCUUUCUGCCCGUCUUUCUAUGGCACGUCAAGCGAGUUCGGCUGGAUUUGUGUUAAACCAAUUUGACAAAUGGGAAUCCUUUAGAGAAGCUUGAUCAAUCCGAUCGAUCCAUCCUGAUAUACUUGAAUAAGGCAGAGCUCCUUCCUCUGGCCUUUCGCUCCCAGGCUUCUCAGCUGCUUUUCCUGGCUGUUUUUGAACCUUUCACCCCCUCCUCUCUGCCUAAAACCCUCCUGAAUUCAUCGCCAUGGUUGGAUUUAAGCCCUCCGAUGUCCCUCCGACGGCGACCGUCAAGUUUUUGGGGGCCGGGACGGCGGCCUGCAUCGCCGACUUGAUCACCUUCCCGCUGGAUACGGCAAAGGUCCGGUUACAGAUCCAAGGAGAGAAGGCCAACGUCACCCCCAAAAUGGCGCAGUACAAGGGGGUCUUUGGCACCAUGGCCACAAUGGUGAGGAACGAGGGGCCCAAGAGCCUCUACAACGGGCUAGUGGCCGGCCUUCAGCGCCAAAUGAGCUUUGCCUCGGUCCGGAUCGGACUCUACGACUCCGUGAAACACUUCUACACCAAGGGCUCCGAGCAUGCUAGCGUGGGCAGCCGGCUACUUGCCGGUGGCACCACGGGAGCCAUGGCGGUGGUGGUGGCCCAGCCCACAGACGUGGUCAAGGUGCGAUUCCAGGCCCAGAUCCGGACAGAUGCUGGACGGCGCUACCAGGGCACGUUGCAUGCCUACAAGACCAUCGCCAAGGAAGAGGGGGUCCGGGGCCUGUGGAAAGGAACCCUUCCCAACGUAUCCAGAAACGCCAUUGUGAAUUGCGCUGAACUGGUGACCUACGACAUCAUCAAGGAUACCCUGCUGAAAUACCGUCUCAUGGCAGAUGACGUCCCCUGCCACUUCCUCUCGGCUUUUGGGGCCGGCUUCUGCACCACCAUCAUCGCCUCCCCGGUGGACGUGGUGAAGACCAGAUACAUGAACUCCCCUCCCGGCCAGUACAAGAAUGCCGGCCGAUGCGCCCUGACGAUGCUCCGAGCCGAAGGACCGCUGGCCUUCUACAAGGGCUUUACGCCCUCCUUCCUUCGGCUGGGAUCCUGGAACGUGGUGAUGUUUGUGACAUACGAACAGCUGAAGCGUGCCCUGAUGGCAGCCCGGGCAUCGUGGGGGACUCCAUCCUGAGCCAACCAGCCAAGCAAAAUUUAAACUUUUGCCCAGAUCCUAUGAAUCCAUUCCCUCCCUUCUCCCAGACCGAUGCAUUUCUAAAAACUCUCUGGAUUUCCCGUUUUAAAAAUGUUGGAAUGGUUUUACGCUUGUACGUCUCGACCUGGCUGUAGCUGCUGCUAUCGGAAUCUGCAGACGCUCCUGCUGUCUUCUUUUUUUUAAAAAAAAAAAGUAAUUUAUCUUAGUUGGACCUUGGUCCAGUCUCAAUUUUAACGCCUGCUAUUCGGAAAAAGACGCUUUUUAAACACGCUGGAGAAUCUGAGAUGCCCGCGCUUAUCUUACACCAUGUUUACCCGAAGUCUUACUUUUGUCCUAACUACCUUGCACACCCCUGGAACACAAAUGGAUGGAUUUUUGUCCCGCUCGCACAACUCGACUUCGAACCGUCCCAAAGGGCUUUGCUUGGCCAGUUAAUUCAAUUUAAUUAAUUCUGGGAAAGAAUCAACUUUUCCAAGCCUGCUCGUCUCCCAGAUGUCUUUAAAAGGUUGCAACUGUUCAAAAUUGCUGCAAUUGGGGGGGGCUGUAGCCCAAAUGCAUUUGGGAUACCCUUCUGCUUGGCUCUUGCAAGGCCUUUACUCGCAUUACAAAGCUGAAUUCAGACCCUGAAAACUGUUCUUUUUCGGUGGAGCUGACUGAAGGACGAUUUGGCUUACCGGCACCUUUGUCCAGCUGCAAAUUUUUUUUGGGGGGGGGGGGGAAGAAAAAUGGCACUUAAAAGCUUCUUCGGUGGGCCAGCCUGCUGUGAAAUUAUUUGUGAUGUUGUUGCAAUGAUCUUUAUCUUUUUUUUAAAAAAACAAAAACAAAAAACACGCGCUGCGCAUGUCGAUCUUUUUUUUUAAAUAAAGCUCAAGCAGAAAAGCA
This is a messenger RNA of Crotalus tigris (Tiger rattlesnake), 2225 nucleotides long. RefSeq names its product mitochondrial uncoupling protein 2-like. Gene Ontology annotation, cellular component: mitochondrial membrane. Gene Ontology annotation, biological process: mitochondrial transport; mitochondrial transmembrane transport; adaptive thermogenesis. The transcript has 8 exons. The record is from RefSeq and is a predicted model, not a curated record. Lineage: Eukaryota; Metazoa; Chordata; Lepidosauria; Squamata; Viperidae. Gene Ontology annotation, molecular function: oxidative phosphorylation uncoupler activity. Bases 399 to 1322 code for a protein of 307 amino acids.